AUGCAAAAAUUCACUUAGUUUGAUUAAAUUGAAGCUGAAUUGAAGUUACACAAGCAAGAGAAGGAUUCACUGUAAAAUCAACUCACAGAAAGUGAAUAGAUUAAUUUAGGGAAUCAAUAAGUUAUAAAAGACCAUAAGAAAAAUUAUGCAGAAUAAAUAAAAUUAAUAUAAGAUUUGAAGAGACAAAAUGAAGGUUAAUCAAUUAAAACAAAAGAGCUUGAAUAAAAAAGUAAUAUUAAGUAGUAUUCAAUCUCUUGAUAGAAACUUAAUGUGAAGUUAUAGUUAAGGAGUAAAAUCAGAAGAAUGAGGAAAUGAUAAAAUAAUUAUAAUAAACUUUGGUAUAAGUAAAUUCUUUAUUAGAAGUAGGAUAGGUAAUUCUCUUAAUAACUGACUUUCUCGACAAUUUAUAGGCAAGUAAUUGGUCAGUUACUUAAAAUGGAAAAGCUAUUGAGACAAGUUAAAAUCAUAGUUGGUAAUGUUGUAUGUGUGAUUAAAUGAUCCCUAAGAAUGGUUUAAUCUAAUUUGCUAUUAAAAUUAUUGACAUUAGUACAAUUUUGACAGGAAUUGGUUUUAGUUAUAUUGUGUAGAGUAGGAAUUAUGUCAAUUGUUAUGAGAUUGGAUAAGGGUAUAUUUAUGAUAUUAAUAAAAUCAAAAUAGAACAUAUAAUAUUCAUUAUGAUGGUUAGUGUUAUAAUCAUGAUUAAUAAGAUAAACAUAGAAAAUUAAUAGCAUUUCCAUUUUCAACAAAUGAUAUUUAAUUGUUGA
Paramecium primaurelia is the source of this 764-nucleotide messenger RNA. Lineage: Eukaryota; Ciliophora; Oligohymenophorea; Peniculida; Parameciidae. The record is from the annotation of a GenBank genome assembly.